AUGCGCGUUUCUAGCAUUCUUCCUUUCAUGCUGGCCGCGGCCCCAGCCGUGACAGCCAGAGGUACCCUCGGAUUCUCCCUUGGCGACAAGCUGCCCAGCGGUGACUGCAAGACCACCGAUGAUUACGAAAAGGACUUUGAGGCCCUGAAGGACCUGACCACCUUGGUCCGCACCUACUCCGGCAGCGAGUGCGACACCCCCAAAGAGAUCCUCCCUGCUGCCAAGUCCAAGGGCUUCAAGGUUGUUCUGGGUAUCUGGGUCGGCGCCCAGGACAAGAGCGACACCAGCACCAGCGACCCCUCCUUCGUCAAGGACUUCGCCGCCCUGAAGAAGUACAUCCCCGGCUACGAGAGCCAGGUCGAGGCCAUCACCGUCGGAUCCGAGACCCUGUACCGUGGUGAUUUGACCGGACCCCAGCUCCACAAGUACAUCAGCACCGUUGGCAAGGCCUUCCCCAGCACCACUGUCGGUACUGCCGACUCCUGGAACAAGUUCGCCGAUGGUACCGCCGACGACCUGUUCACCACCAACACCGAUGACAACCCCAUGGUCACCUAUGUUCUCGCCAAUGCCUUUGCCUACUGGCAGGGUACCGCCGCCGACAAGGCGUACCAGACUUACUUUGAUGAUAUGACCGGUGCCAUGAAGCACAUCCAGAAGAUUGCCGGAAGCAAUGCUGACAAGAUCCGCGUUAUUACUGGCGAGACUGGCUGGCCUACGGAUGGUGGUUCCGACUACGAAGCUGCCAAGGCCGGCACCGAUAAUGCGAAGACCUUCUGGAAGCACGGUAUCUGCGGCAUGCUGGCGUGGAACGUGGAUCUCUUCUACUUCGAGGCCUUUGAUGAGUCCUGGAAGCCUGACAGCAUUGGUGACAAUGGUAAGGCUCAGGAUGAGAAGCACUGGGGUCUUUUCACCGAUAAGCGCGUGAAGAAGUUUGACACCAGCUGCCCGAAAUAA
Penicillium cosmopolitanum is the source of this 957-nucleotide messenger RNA. RefSeq names its product 1,3-beta-glucanosyltransferase Bgt1 (gene bgt1). Bases 1 to 957 code for a protein of 318 amino acids. Lineage: Eukaryota; Fungi; Ascomycota; Eurotiomycetes; Eurotiales; Aspergillaceae. Gene Ontology annotation, biological process: cell wall organization; carbohydrate metabolic process. Gene Ontology annotation, cellular component: fungal-type cell wall; cell surface; extracellular region. The transcript is spliced from 3 exons. Gene Ontology annotation, molecular function: 1,3-beta-glucanosyltransferase activity; glucan endo-1,3-beta-D-glucosidase activity. The record is from RefSeq and is a predicted model, not a curated record.